Messenger RNA from Babesia bovis T2Bo, 1694 nucleotides. Its product is annotated as putative integral membrane protein. Bases 55 to 1611 code for a protein of 518 amino acids. The record is from RefSeq and is a predicted model, not a curated record. Lineage: Eukaryota; Apicomplexa; Aconoidasida; Piroplasmida; Babesiidae. The transcript has 2 exons.
CUGGUUUGUACCAUUUAGACACAUUGCCUUUUCACCGACACAUUCGGUGAAACAAUGUUGCCUUUGUCAUCUGUAUACAUUUGUACCUUGUUGGUAUACUCUACUUAUGCAAAGGAGUUAUACCAAUCACAGAAGGCAACAUUAUGUCCACGUGUAGACGCUAUAAGAACCAAGUCAUAUGACAAACCGUCUUCAGCGAAGACAGCGAAGGUUCAGAUCGCAAAUGACGGCAGCAUCAAUCGGAUUAACACAAGGCGACCAUUGAAUCCUAUCAAUGGCACAUACACUAGCCAUGAGAAUGGCGACGGUUUGACAUUGGACAAUACCGACGUUUCAUUAAGCCGAAAUGUCACAGUGCCAUCAGAGGACAUUGUACAACAAAGACUGGAUUCAUAUCGUAAAGCACCAUCCAUAUUCCCUCGCGUAUUACCAAAAGAUGGAUCAAGUGCUGUUAAGUCCAGCUCUAUAGUGGAUGCUGGUUUGGGCGUUAUCACCCCUUAUGCUUUAUAUCCACAUUAUGGACCUAUGACGAAGUCUCUGCAUCCAAUGAUGCGGUCGUUGCCAUACUGUUCUAUCGUUCCCCAACCUAACAUGUUUAGGGUUCUGAGUAACAUUCUUGCUUCAUUUAGGUUGCUGUUAUUAGACCAUGGUGUUGGUGCUCAAGAGAGUCCCAUUGUGCUAUUUUUAAUGGCAACAUUAUCUUCCAUUCCAUGGUUUGUUUUACGCUUCGCUUCAACUCCAUCUAUUAUGUCGAUGUUACGUAAGCGUUGGGCAUUUCAGGGUGAGUGCGGGAGCUUUACCGUCGAGGAUAUGUUGCGUAUCGCAUUAAGCGUGUUAACUGCUGAAUCUGUGAUGAAGUUAGGUUUACGCGCCUGGUUUUACGGUCGUAACGUUAACUGGGUAUCGAUGAUACCCAAUGGUGUCUACAGUGUUGGCGGCAGUAUAUCGCAAAAGUUUGCCUUUUUGCCACGCGCCCUGAACGCUUUGGGUACUGGUGUUUUUGGCGGCUAUUGGAGUGGUGAAUCAUUAAGUGGUUUGAUUCACUUCAUUGUACACUCUGCCGUUAUUGCCAGAUUGGCAUUUAUUACUGCUAUUCAGCAUGCUUUAUUUAGGGAGAAUUUCCAUACUGCAUCAUUCAUUCUGAGUCCUUUGGCAUCGAAGUUGGCUUCCGUGGUCACUGGUAUUGUCUGUGCUAUUGCGACUGCUGGUAACCUUGGUACCAUGUUUAUAUUCAAGAAUUUCGCAAAUGCAGUGGACGUUGAGCAUUUGUUGGAUCAAUCUAGUUUCCGUGCAACUGAAAGUCAGGCUGCUGCCACGGGUUACGUCCGGAACGCCAUUCACAACAUUCCGAAGUUGUUGAAAUCUGCCAACUUGGAUAUUGUUGUUCAGCUGACUUAUUAUCAUGAUUACUUGGUUCGAUUGGUACCUCGUGGUAUUGAGUGGCCCAUUUUGCUAUUCCACUUAUCACUUGCAUUGUAUGCCAACUCUGCUGCAGGAUUGUACCUUGCAUUGGUCAAUGCCGUUUAUUCCGUGAUAAACCAACGUUUGAGCAGCUACGAACGUUCUAUUGUAACCCGUGAUAUCGAUGAAAUAGUUCAAGAAUCGGGCUAAUGUUAUUAGCACUGUACAGAUCAUUAAACAUUAAAUAUGUUUCUCAUUUAGAUACGGUGAUCAGUAUAUGAAUAACACACCAC